AUGGACUGCGACGACUUUGGAAGCUCAUUUGAAUCCCCAUCGUCUUCAUCUCGACAAUCCCCGCGCUCGUCACUCGACUCUUUCGACGAGCCAUGGUUUGAGCCAACAGACUACUUUAGGAUCGACAUUAGCUCUGAAGAUCCAACAAACGCAAGCUUCACGACCGAAACCGGCAAAACGCUCUACAGAACCGUUUCGUUCCAAGAACCCAUCGGGUCCCGACCCUCGACCGCAUCAUCUAUGAAGCCUCCACACAUUACGCGCGUAUCACGCCUAUACGGCAACACUGCACGUGCCGCGAGAGAAGCCAGCAAGCGAAGGGGAGGAGCGGGAAACGGGAGCUCGCAUGCCACGACUUCUGCGGCUGCAGAAAUAGGGUUGAUGGUUGCCGAGAUGGAAUGGCUCGAGAAGACGAGGUCGUCGCGUAUUCGAUUCGGAAGGCGGCUUGGCUCGCCCAAACACGACGUUGUCGACGUGCGCAUCGACGAGUUUUUGAAGAAUACCAAAGGGAGAGGUCAGUCGACCAUGUUUGCUGCGGCGGACGGCCGGAUAUUCAAGUGGAAGGCAAACGGCAACGCACCCGUCGAGCUCAUUCAAUGCGAGAGAGGUCGAAGAGUCUCGACUCCUCUCGUUACCUACCAAGAAGCGAACCCGGAAGAAGGGACGGCAGCGUGCUUGCACGUGUCGACGUCUCUCCUGUCAAUGAUAGAUCAAGUCAUUGUCUCUUGGGUGAUCAUGGAACGGGACCGCCGACUCUAUAUAGACCGCAAGUCGACGAUCUAG
This is a messenger RNA of Serendipita indica DSM 11827, 783 nucleotides long. The record is from the annotation of a GenBank genome assembly. NCBI's taxonomy places the organism in Eukaryota, Fungi, Basidiomycota, Agaricomycetes, Sebacinales, Serendipitaceae.